This is a messenger RNA of Ostrinia furnacalis (Asian corn borer), 2309 nucleotides long. RefSeq names its product Golgi phosphoprotein 3 homolog sauron (gene sau). Gene Ontology annotation, cellular component: trans-Golgi network; Golgi cisterna; cytosol. The record is from RefSeq and is a predicted model, not a curated record. Gene Ontology annotation, biological process: Golgi to plasma membrane protein transport; retrograde vesicle-mediated transport, Golgi to endoplasmic reticulum; Golgi organization. The transcript is spliced from 5 exons. Gene Ontology annotation, molecular function: phosphatidylinositol-4-phosphate binding. NCBI's taxonomy places the organism in Eukaryota, Metazoa, Arthropoda, Insecta, Lepidoptera, Crambidae. Bases 151 to 1011 code for a protein of 286 amino acids.
GGUCGGCCAUGUUUUCCCACAACAGCAACAUCACGUCGUUUUUGGUAAACGUCAACGAAACAUUCUCCAAAACUAAUUUACAUUGCUGAUUUAUCCACAAGUUUUCAAAAUCAUUUUGUUUAUUACCUUGUGAUAUAAUUAAAUGUUAAAAUGAAUCGAACUGAAGGGCUGGUGCAGCGCAGAAAUGUACUAAAGGAUAGCAGUUCCGAUGGGGCUUUGAAGGAAAAUCAUGAUGUCGAUGAUAAGAAGAAUGAUAAAAAUUAUGAUGACGGGGAUUCUAAGGAAACUCGUUUGACUCUAAUGGAAGAAGUGCUACUUUUAGGCUUAAAGGACAAAGAGGGUUACACAUCAUUCUGGAAUGAUUGCAUAUCGAGUGGAUUGAGAGGGUGUAUUUUAAUCGAACUUGGUUUAAGAGGACGCGUUGAGUUAGAGAGAGCUGGUAUGCGAAGAAAAGGUCUGCUGUCUAGGAAGGUUAUUUUGAAAUCAGAUACACCUACAGGUGAUGUUUUACUAGAUGAGGCAUUAAAACAUAUGAAAGAAACAGAUCCCCCAGAAACGGUGCAAAGUUGGAUAGAAUAUCUUAGUGGUGAAACAUGGAAUCCUAUGAAACUAAAAUAUCAGCUAAAAAAUGUAAGGGAAAGGCUGGCAAAGAAUCUAGUGGAAAAAGGAGUUCUAACUACAGAGAAACAGAACUUUCUAUUGUUUGACAUGACUACACACCCACUAACAGAUAAUGUUGUUAAAUGUCGCCUAGUCAAAAAGGUGCAAGAAGCAGCUUUGCGUCGUUCCAUCACCGACGUGGCGCACGCUGACAAGCGCUCGCUGGCGCUGCUGAUGCUGGCGCACUCGGCCGACGUGCUGGAGAAUGCGUUCGCGCCGCUCUCCGACGAAGACUACGAGCUGGCCACGCGGCGCGUGCGCGCCCUGCUCGACCUCGACUUCGAAGCCGAGGCCAUGAGGCCUGACGCCUGCGAGAUCAUGUGGGCGGUCUUCGCUGCGUUCACUAAAUAACGGUAGCAGUCAUAUGCGGAGUAUCUAUUCGAAAAAAAGGAUGGUUAAAUCUUAUCGAGUUUGCGCAUCCGGGUUAUGUUGACGUUGUAAAACUGCUGCAGUGAAAUUAAUCUAGUUCUAUUAGGCGUGUACAAUUUUAAUGAUACGAAACACGUUUUGGCAAUAGAUGUACCUACCUACUAAGAAGAGAUGUUAAAAUUAUACUAUGCAUAAAAUAUUACUAAAUUAUUAUUUCGGUAAAAAUUUAUUGUUCCUGUCUGUAGAAGUGUGUUACAACAAUAAUUAAGUUGACUUAAAUAUUAAUUAUUGGAGUUUUUGGCGGUCUUCACCACUAGUGGCAAAUAAGUUGACAAAAAAAGAAUUUCAAUUAAUGUAUUAUUGUAAUGUUAUAUUCUUGUAUUUUGAAAACGGUAUAAAAAUAUUUUUAUUCUUUUAUCAUAACUAUUUAACUGCACAACUGUUAACUAUUGUGUAGAUUAAUUAUUUAAAUAUUGCUUUUCGUAAUGUUUAUGUGAUUAAUGUUUUAAAAAUUAGUUUAAUGUAAUUGGUAUCAAUCAUUCAUUCUAAAAUUUAAGUUUCACUAAAAUAAACCAUUAUUAAAAAUAAUUUCAAGAUUAAAAGGACUCUUAUUUUUAUAGGAAAUGUUUAAUAAUAUAACAUGUAACAAACAAGUCGUUUGUUACAUGGUAAAUAUCUAGAAAGGUAUAACACAUAAUGGUCCUUUUUAUUACUGAAAUUUAAGCACUGAAUGUAUUUUUAUUAACAGUAGCUUUGAUUGUUACUUGUCAGCAACCACUUUUUAUCGCAAUACAAUGUAUUCAUCUUUUUAAAUAGAAAAAUACCCGAUACGGUUUAUUUAGAGUGAAUUUGUUAGUUGUACUUAUCUGCCAAUUCCUAGAGCAGUGCCUAAAUGUUUUAUUUAUUGUAAAAUUAUAAAUAAAUAAGAUUAGCACGAUUUUUCCAGUUUUAAUACAAUAGUGUAACACGAGAUCACAAAUGCAUUGGAAAACUAUCUUUUAUCAUAGCCUUGCACUGCACUGCUAAAAUCCUUAAAGUAUCAGUUUUAUAAUUAUUUAAUUAAUAUAAUUUACAACUUUUGUAUGUUUUGUAUGUAAACAAAACAAUUAAUGCAUUAGUAUAGUACUGUAUAAUUUAUAAAUAGUUUUGCGGGGUAUAUGCAUUUUUGAGAAAUCUUAAGAAUCUUAACUAAGUCGAGGCGUUAAAGAAGUGUAUAAAUCGUGUACGCGUGACGUCACAUGCCAUGCCUAUGAAGUAUGGGCGUACUGCCACAAGUUAUA